CUGUGUACACACAAUACAACGAAGCGACGUUCAGGGAACAGUGUCACGAUAAAAAUGGAGUUAGUCGUACAUAGGUAGCUUUACCUUUUACCUGGAUAUAAACCUGCCUCAUCCAUAUAUUACUUCAGAUUGUCUAUAUAUUGAACUGAAGAUUGGAUUUCAUAUUUUGUGUCAAAGUGUGAUUUUAUGAAAUCAUGAUGGAGUAUAAUUUCAUCAAAGAGUUCACAGUACUAAGGAUGUUUUGUGUGGAAAUUUAAAGUAAUUUCUGUACAGCUGGAAAGUGGAAUUAGCAAAGGAUUAUAAUCUGCUGGUGUGUUUUUCGUGGAGUAUUUCUGAAUUAGUGGAUAAAAUUAACACAUCAGUAUUUAGUGGUACAAUUCAAGUUUGACAGUAUGGUUUUAACACACCAGACCCACAGUAGCGGAGAUGUGUCCCCUACAUACGCCAACAUGGAUGAAAUUCAAGACUUGCUGAAGGCCUAUUCAAGUGAUGAAUACUUGGUAGUUACGGAGGCUGACCAAGGGUUGAUGAUGCAGUCACAAUAUCGAGAUCCACCCCCCUACCCUGGGCACAGUAAACAGAUGGCCCAGCCAAGUCUUCGUCAGAGUUUCUCUGGGAGUGAGACGAGUACGGAUGUUUCGGUUUCGUCCAUGGAGAACUUGUCAUCGUCACAGCGACAGGAACCUCAGGGGGAGGAAACUGCCACUCCCUCCUACCACCACCAAACAGAGUGCAGCGAGGAAUACAGCAUCAUGGCGCGCCUCGCACAGGACUCAAAAUCACAACAGAGUAGUGUCCCCUACUACGGACAAGUACCCCACCCCACGGAUAAUCGGGGCUAUCUAAACAGUGGUCCGUUCUACCCCUGGACACAACACCCACACCUCCUGCCCCAAGGGCAGAAGGUUGGGGAUAGUGGGAUGGGCGGUAAAGACUUGGGGGAAUCACAUUUGUGUUCAUUUUCCGUUGCUAAUACAGACUGGGCAUAUACAGGAUCAAAUCAACAGCAAACGACGAAUUCUAGUUUACAGGCAGCGUAUUUUACAACGCUAACGCCUCCACCGCAGUAUCCUGGAGCAAAUGGAUUGUACGAAAAUAUGGACAGAACAAAAAUGAAAAGGUCAUAUGAAACUGUUGAAUCAGUGGAAAUAAAAUCGUGUCAUUCUCAACCCGAUCUGCACAGAUAUUGGGAAUCGCACAACCCCGAAGCAUUAGCAGCACAACUCCACUCACAGCAACUCCCUCCCCAUAGACAAAGUUCGCCUGCUGCUCAUGAGCUUAAUCCUCUACGGACGACAGACAUGGUUGAAAUUUUGACAGAGGAAAACAAGCGAUUACGAGAAGAUCUUAAUAUUUAUUGUAAAAAAGUCUCCAAACUUCAAAAGUUUGAGAUGGAAAUCCAGAAAGUCCAUGAGGCAUAUGAAUCUUUAGUACAGUCUUCGCAAAAGCGAGAAAAAUUAGAAAAAAUGAUGAAAAAGCGACUUGAGGAGCAAAUAAGGAAAUUACUCUCUCAGAACAAGACAUUGAAAGAAAAAUUCGAAAAAUCUAGUCAUGGUUCUAACAUUGAGCCAAGUCAAGGAGUAGAAAGAGAGGAAGGUACAUCAGCCUUGUUGGCAAAAAAUAAGGAACUUCAGAAUCAACGUGACCGUUUUGAGCUUGAGGUUGCGACACUCCGGACAACAGUUCAAGGACAAAAGGAUCAGCUGGACAUCUUGGACGGAGCAUUGACCAAUGCCCAGUCCAAUGUCGUCAGGCUGGAGAAGGAGUGUUGUGUGAAGCAAGUGCAGAUGGAGCGACUUGACCAGUUACAGCGUGCAUUUUCGUUACUACAAGCUACAUGUGAAAAGCGUGAACAAAUGGAAUCUAAGCUGAGAACAAAUCUGGAGAAAAAACUAAUCAAGUCACAAGAGCAGACCGGUACACUUCCUAAAACAGAGCCAGGAAAAGAGACAGCGUCAGAGAUGAACAACAUUUACUCCCUACAGCGACUUCUGAAUGAAAAAGAAGCAAAGAUUCUGCAGCUUGAAACAGAAGUUGUUAAGUGGGAGCAGAAAUACCUGGAAGAGAACAUGCGUCAGCUUACCCUACAGAAUCCUGAACUACAGGAGCAGUGGUCAUUCGACUCAGAACGACUACAGCUUCCUCCCAAGGUGGGACCGGUGGAGGAAGUUUUCCGGUCACAGAUCACUGAACUCGAGUCAAAGGUAAAGUCCUUGCAGACUCAGCUUGCGGAGAAGGAUGCUAUGAUUCGAGUAUUUCAGCGAGCACCUAUGACACGCAGCAGUAGUGUACACACUCUGAAUUAUUGUACACCGCUACACUCACCACGCCCCUCCCUCAUCGCCACGGGAACCCUCACACGCCAGGGAAGUCAAUCAGACAACAACAGUUAUCGGGAUUUCCCAACAACCCGCCAUUUCAAAACAGGCAGUACAAGUGCCUUAGAAACGGGCAGAAAGUUCUCCUUAGACUGUGAGAAUUUGUCUGACGACUUUGUCCAGCCUGAUAACAGGUCUGAGGAUAAGGAAGAUUCAUCAGAGGAUGAAGGAGAUAAGGUUUGGCAGGUCUGAGGGAAUCAAAGUCUGAGGGAAUCAAAGUCCCAUAUAAACACCUUGGUACCCCUGUAUCUAGGCCUGGGAGGAACAGCAUUCAGCUGUAUUUACCCCAUGGGAGAUGUGAGGGACACUACCUCGAAUGUCCACCGACGUGUCUCAGACAGGCAGUAGUUUGAGAAUCCAUGAUGAGUUGGAGACCUGCUGUUCUGUUUUACCCUCUGCGAUGACACUCUGGGAAGCAGGGGUGGUUUCUUCUAGUCCAAGUAGAGGUAGCAACUGCAGCCAUCUAGACUUUCGUGACCCGUGUGUUUAGACAGUUGUCUAGUUACCAUAGAAACCAGCCUGGCAGCUUGUCAGUUAGCCAUUUCUACAGAAAUGUCAACAGUUAACUGGUUACCAUAUGAUAAUGGCUAGCAACCUUUUCGUAAUCCAAACCACAGAAACCUGCUCAGCAGCUUAAGUCAUCAUGAUGAUGAACAUCUCAAGUAGAUUGCAAUAAACUUUAUGCAAUUUAGAACCUUAAAUAGAUCUGUUGAAUGAAGCGAUGGAAUACAACAUCAUUUAGUGCUACAUGUGAAAGGAGAGGCCAGUCAUAGCCGAAGCAGAAGGGCUUUUGAAUUCUGGAUAUAAGUUAUUAUGUAUCAGAAUAUUUUGGACUUUUACCAAAAUUGCCAACGAAUAAUAAGAGACUGGUGUGUAUGAUUCACCCGCUUCAGUGUCAGAGAAAUCUAUCUUAGGAAACCUUACAAUAACAGAUUUUUACAGCUGAAGAUAACUUUUUGAUAAUUUUCAAUAUUGAAUGGAAUUGAAUUAAAACACAAUGUUUUAGUGAUCGAAAGCAAACCAUUUGUUUUUUUAAAAAGUGGAAUAUGCUUUUUCUAUUGUUGAAUUGAAGCAGAGCCCAACUAAUACAAGAUUUCGCAGAAAAAAAAAUUUAUAAAUGAAUGAUAAUUUUUCGAAGGAAGAAUUUUUCGCAGGAUAACCUCCUGAUAAUGAAAAACACCCGUGAGAAUUUCGUGAAAGUUGUUGAAUUGUAAUGUUGACCACAAAUUCUAAAAAGCAAAUCUAGACCUUGACUUUGUUUAUGUGGCUUUCGUAAAGAGGAAUUAAUAUCACAAUACUGAAUAUCUCUGCUAAGUACACAAGUCUAGGAAUGAUUUAUGAAGAUAAUUUGUGGUUUUCAAUACAGUUUUCACAACACGAACCUGCAAACAUUUAAGCAUUCCACAAAUGAAUGGUGAUUUUUUAUAAUAUCAUAUUUUAUUUUUCCUGAACCAUUCACAGAGACCAAUGUGCUGAAAUUUGGAACAAGUUGAACUUGUUUCAGACUAUGAUGUUAUUCAUAAAAUCUAAGUUUUAGGACUUUUUACAAAUACAUGUACAUCAUUUGUAGAGAUUUAAAAAGAAUACUUGUCUUUGGAUUUAAUCAUAUAAGAACAAACUUGAGGGUUUAAAGCUUUUGAACAGAUUUUUAAAAUGCAACAAUACCCUGCAUGUUUUAUUGUCUCAAAAUGUCCAACCUAUGUUUUACCUAAGGUUCUAGCAAUUGUUUUCUUAUUCUGCUUACAAAUAAAAUACACAGGGUGAGUUUUAAUAACUAAUGGACAUUUUAUUGAUACCAAAUAUACUGUAGAUUAUGUCUGGCUGUUCAUACUUGUUAUGAAUGACACUUGUUUUGAAUUAGAAAAUUCACUUUUGAAGACGUAGAAAAUUUUGUAUUGUUGUUUAUAUUUCUUUGUUGUCAUUAUAUGUGGCUACUGUGGUGUAUAUUGCACCAUAAGGAAUGAACUAUGGCCUUUGAACUUUGAGGUUUGACCUUUUUGAUAUUAAGCAAUAUAGACUUCUAUACAUUUUUAAGCAACAAAUGACAUAUGUUUUGCAUUAACAUGUUAUAGUUGUUGUUAUUGUGAAAAUUAAUUUUAGAAAUGGUGUUAGUGUUUUCAUCAUCCAGACGAAAAUCAUGUCAUCAUAUUUUUUGCCUCCAUUUCAUAUAGUGUAGCAUUCAGCAUUUCAAUGAUGUGAAAUCAUUUGAUAAUGUGUUCAUAUUGAUGGUAGCUCAAAUUGAGUGUUUAUGAAAUGUUUCUUCAUAGAUGUCCAUACUUAGAUGGGAAUGUUAUCAAAUCGUGUUUCAAGACUGAUAUUUCUAGUGGGUGCUUUGCCAGAAAAUUGUUAAUUUUGUGUUACCAUAUUUUAGCGAUACCCGGUAGCCUGUUAUUAGUAUCAAACCCCACUCCCAGGUCAAUGGAAAUUCCUGACUGUGUUGGUUGUAAGAUGACUAUAAAGUGCUGUUGGGAGUAAGGAUUGUACCGAUUUCAGCCUAUAUCCAGGAAUGAGCCCCCGGGGUCAAUGGUUAACCACAGCUACUUGAGAAAUUUUGAACACUCCUAGCUGCAUGUCUAGUGAACUAUGUUACACGACGUAUAUGAACAAGUUGCUAGUGUUGUUUGGUGUUUACACUUGUUCUCACCUGUUAAUUAGGGUUUCAUGUGCAAUAAUAAUACACCUACAAUGUAGACCAGGACAUUGAUGUGCGGUGCUAUGUUUUGUUACGGAUCAUAUACACUAUGUGUAUGUGUGAUAUUUCACCUACCUGAACUGAUGUAUUUACUUAUCCCAUCAUGUGCACAUUGCACACCUUUUUUUUUUUUUUUUUUUUUUAAGAUUCAAUAUCUUUAUUAUCCAGCAAAAAUAAGGAAUAUAGCCAGUAUUGCACCCCUGAAAUUGAUACCCUUGAGUUACCCAAAAAUUUGUUAUGCCGGACUUACUUUAAAUAAAAAGUGUACAAAAGAAAUUAUCAUUACAAUACUCCCAAUUAAUAUAAUGCUACCAAUGGUAAAAUUAGUACUGAACAUUUUCUAAUUAAUAUUCAGAUAUGACCACCAAACUUGAUAUCAGUAUGGGAUCUUAAAUGACUAACAUUCAAAAUAUUGAUAUGGGAUUCCUCUUCAGUGUUUAUGUGUGCAUGAUGUGGAACAGAGGUUAUAACAUCAGGGUAAGACAUACCACGUCCCUUUAAUAGGGACAGUAUCAUAAUUAUACUUAUGUCAUAGGGUUUCAGUCUAUGAAAUAGUUGACGUAGUUUGAAGAAUUAACAAGAUUAAAUAUCUUGAUCUAAAAAAAAUCUGUUGUAAUGACUCACUGCUGAUAUAUUUGUAAAGCUAUUCAAACUCAGUGAUAUGUAACAUGUUCAGCAACGUACGAUUCUAUCAGUACUCCAUUGAAUUAUCGAAACACAUUGUUUAGUUUGGUUAAGAACCAUGACAGAUUUGUAAAGAUGGGCAAACGUUCAAAUAUUUGGGAACAGAUAGAAAAUAAACCCGUAAAAAUGCAGUGAGGUCUGCCAAAUACCUCAGGGCUUUAUUUUCUUAAAUGAUUUUAAACUUUAAUCUGUUUUAAGCCUUAUAUGGCAUUGUCAAAACUUGGAACAACAUAAAUUGGCAUUAACGUUGUUAAUUGUUAAAAAGUUUGGGUUAUUCAUGCAGUGUAUUCAGUUAUGGACAAUUUGUUUAAUCACAUGUUACAUCAAGUUCUGAAGGGUUUCAUCGAGUUUUUUUUUUUUUUAAGAAAAAUUAGAAUUUUUAUCAAAAAUGAUAAAAUACUACAGUUUCUAAAUACUACAAUUACUGUAGAAACUGUUUGUUUUAUUGAAUUUGUUUGUUGUACUUGAAUGAGUAGAAUUUCCUCUAAAAUGAAUGUGAUCUUUGGAUCGUUGAUUCAUAUGAGUAUGCAAGAGUGUGAUGAUAGAAAGAAGAGAGGAAAUAGAAAGAUAAAAGAAAGAAAAUGAGAUAAGAACAGGUGUAUGUACGAUAGAAAAGUAUUUAAAUAUAUAAGUUUAUUUAUUAUUAUAUAUAUAUUAGCUGUAUUGGAGUUGUCAUACCAUUGUGAAAACAAUUCCCCGUGUUGUAUAUAUACACUUGUCAUCAGGUGUGUGGAUCUUUGUCGACUUGACGUUCACCCCUUAUUUUAUCCAUCAGGCUUACAAAGAUUCACACACCUGUCUACAGGUAAAUUUUCAAAUGUGCCAAGAUUUUUGUACAAAAUACCUUAUCAGCUGGUCUGUGAUCCUAAAUGUAAAUAUUUUGUUGAUAAUUUGAAUGACACCAAUAAACUAUGACUAUUACAAGAUAAAAA
Pecten maximus is the source of this 6686-nucleotide messenger RNA. RefSeq names its product angiomotin-like. NCBI's taxonomy places the organism in Eukaryota, Metazoa, Mollusca, Bivalvia, Pectinida, Pectinidae. The record is from RefSeq and is a predicted model, not a curated record. The transcript has 14 exons. Gene Ontology annotation, biological process: actin cytoskeleton organization; regulation of cell migration. Gene Ontology annotation, cellular component: cytoplasmic vesicle; plasma membrane; bicellular tight junction. The coding region runs from base 393 to 2570 and encodes 725 amino acids.